Messenger RNA from Moneuplotes crassus, 363 nucleotides. Lineage: Eukaryota; Ciliophora; Spirotrichea; Euplotida; Euplotidae. The record is from the annotation of a GenBank genome assembly.
CAUAGGUCUCAUAGGCGUAGGAGUAAUGUGGGGGAUCACAAACGCAUUCCUUGAAGGUCCUGCAAAGAGAGAAGGAUCAUUCUUUGAUAUGGUGCUGGAUAUCUCCUUCAUUCUCCCUUUUGGUAUCAAUCAGUUGUGCUCUGUAGGGCUUAACCUAAUUCUUGGGCGGAUAGAGAUCUCUCUCGCCCUGACAAUAGUUAACUGAGUGUGCUUUAUUUUUACUUAUUUGUCUCAAAAAGUACUCCAAGGAGACUACAAAUUAGAAAAGAGAUUUAUGAUAGGCACAGUGCUUGUAGUGGCUGGACUAUGGAUAGCACUGCAGGAUAAGUUUUAACAGAGUUCAAUUUUGGGAAAGAUUUUAGG